CGAAAGCAUUCUGACACAUUCUGUGACAUCACGCGUUCGUGACAGUUGGUGAAUCACGAGUCCUUGAGAGCCGUGAGUGUUCUCUGACGUUUUUAUCGAAUCGCGUCAGAUAUUCUCAAGUGGCUGUCCACUUGAGAGAAUAACAACUUCGCAAAUUGGGAGAAAAAAUUUUCCAUUCCGUGAAAUUUUCAUCGAAGAAUCCGAAUCUCGAACUCAUCUCCGAGUCUCUCGUAGGAUGUGCGUGUCGGCGAGCGCGUUGAAUCGGCGAGGAUUCGAGAUGAUUUCGAGAGAGAUCGCGCGAUUCAACAAACGGUCGUAUUACUCGAGUCGCGACAGAUUGUUCAACAUGUUGUCGUGCUGGUACCCCGUUUCAUCUUGCGUGAUUUCGCGAGUCCCGAGCCAGUAUUGCGAGAGCUGCAGGAUGUUCUCUUCCUCGACGAAGAUUCCGAGGAUCUCUUCCGAGGAGAUCGCCGAGGCUCUGACAAAGCAACAGGCGAAGGAAUUGACGUCUAAGCUCACCUCGGAGGAACGCGCUCUCUUUUUGGCUGCCCUCAAAGAGUUCAAGUCCGAGGAAGACAAGGCUGGUUUUGAAGGUCAAUUGGCAGCUAUUCGAUGGAGAAGCAAGUUCGGUAGACCCAGCAAACUACCGUCACUGGGUGAGGUGGAUCCUACGGGGACUUACUGCCCCGUACCGGAUGACUGGUUAGAUCGCAAGUACGUUGAAACCGUUCCAGAACCAACUACGAAAGAUAUGGUGCUAGUCGCUAUUGCGAACGCGAUCCCGUUUGUUGGAUUCGGUUUUCUCGACAACUUCAUCAUGAUCGUUGCCGGCGAUCAAAUCGAGUCGAUGUUGAACAGAAGAUUUCCGAUCUCGACAAUGGCAGCGGCUGCGCUGGGUAACACGGUGUCCGAUGUCAUUGGAAUCGGCUCGGUACAUUACGUCGAGAUGUUCGCGCAAAAAGUCGGCUUCGAAGGGCCCAAGUUGACACCUGCGCAGCUGAAUCUACCCAGAGCACGGAUAGCUGCAAACAUAGGUCGAGUUAUUGGAGUUACGAUUGGAUGUUUGCUUGGUAUGACACCUAUACCGAUAGCCGCGCUUUACCGCGCCAUUAGCUGAAUUACCUGGAAAGCGGCCGAAGAACAAAGUCGACUUUAAGUAUUAAAAACAAAAAAAAAUGUAAUAAAAAUAACAAAUUAUGUGAAAUAGUUCGCAAAGUAUCACAACAGUAACAAGCGCUUUACACACGACGGCUAUAAACCUAUGAUUUAUUGUUCAUCUGUCGCCAUAAUACCAUUUUUGUCACAUUAGCGAGAAUAUUGCAUCUAUUGUAUAAAAUGUAUAGAAUGCAUACAAAUAGUUAGAAAAAAAAAAAAAAUCUAGUACAUGUGUAACAUACAGUUGUUGUUAACGAUCGAAAAAUAACGAGGCUUAUGUAAAAUUCUCA
Molecule: messenger RNA, 1445 nt
Organism: Pseudomyrmex gracilis
Lineage: Eukaryota; Metazoa; Arthropoda; Insecta; Hymenoptera; Formicidae
Exons: 6
Coding region: 236-1117 (293 amino acids)
Cellular component (GO): mitochondrion
Source: RefSeq, a predicted model, not a curated record